Messenger RNA from Didymodactylos carnosus, 714 nucleotides. NCBI's taxonomy places the organism in Eukaryota, Metazoa, Rotifera, Eurotatoria, Philodinida, Philodinidae. The record is from the annotation of a GenBank genome assembly.
AUGAAAGCUAGCACCUGUUCAAAAGAGAAAAAUGCAGAUGAUAACGAUUAUUGUUAUAACAUUGAUGUGCCUCAGUUACGUAUUCAAUUUGCUAAUAAUUAUUUGCUGUUAUCCAACAAUGAACAAGAUUUAAACCCAUACAAUGUUUCGGCCGUAUGUGCUAUUGCUUGCAGUACAAAACAAGCGGGAAAACAUAUUGGACAGAAAGAUUUAGAUUUCAAAUCAGUAUUUGCUGUUACAAAUACGUCAACAAUUGUUUCACAUAAAUGGAAUUUUUAUUUUCAAAUAACGGGUAAUGAUCAACUAUGCUACAUAAGGCUCUAUUGGUUAGAUUUUCCACUUCCCAAUGUUCAGCAGACAAUCGAAUUAUAUCCUUCACAAACCCAUAUUUAUCUACCAUUCGACAAAUCUCCAACACCAUCCGAAAAGCUACUGAAUGAAAUGAUUCAAAAUGUAAGAGAUCCGUGUGUUUUGUUAAAUAUGGGAAAAUUGAAACGAGUCGAGAUUGUCGAUAAAAUAUGCGGAAAGGAAUGGAACAUCUACAAAAGAAUUGAAAAAGAAAAAUUAAUUUAUUUAAAGAAAGUUGAAUUUAAAAACGUCACAUUUGUCAAUGUAACCGGCUCUAUUGUUUCAAUAAUUGAUGAAUCAAUUAAGGAAUUGUCUUGUUUCCGCGUUUAUACAUGUUACAUUAACAUACCAUCAAAUACAAAUUAA